Molecule: messenger RNA, 1494 nt
Organism: Pseudocercospora fijiensis CIRAD86
Lineage: Eukaryota; Fungi; Ascomycota; Dothideomycetes; Mycosphaerellales; Mycosphaerellaceae
Exons: 1
Coding region: 1-1494 (497 amino acids)
Biological process (GO): protein localization to kinetochore; meiotic spindle assembly checkpoint signaling; mitotic spindle assembly checkpoint signaling
Cellular component (GO): kinetochore; nucleus; spindle
Molecular function (GO): protein serine/threonine kinase activity; protein serine/threonine/tyrosine kinase activity; ATP binding
Source: RefSeq, a predicted model, not a curated record
AUGCAACCAGAGCAUCAAAGAUACCAGAGUGCUGAUCACUCUCAAUCGAAAGCCACUUUGGACCAGAAGCCUGGGCACCGUCCUGCACUUAGUCGAGGGACGUAUAGAUACGUUGCAUCCAAUGUCCACGCGGACGCUGCAGAAGACCAAGAGAACGUCCCUCCGCCCACAUUCAAGCGCAAUAAAGAUCAAGACUUCAAGUAUCUGGGCAAGCCAUCAGUGUCGAUGAUGUCCGAUGAUGAGAAGCCUCGUCGACGACUGAUUGAUGAGACACCUGUUCCUGUGCCCGCGCAGGAGCAACGAAAAGCACUUGGCGCUAUCAGUGGCAACACGCCUCAUCGACCUGCUCCGGCGCCGCCGCCAAAGAUGAGCGUCCUGGACGCGGCUACCGCGACCGCUGGAGCGACGACGACGAAAUCACGGAAAAAACGCCAGCAUAUUGUUGUCAAGGGCAAGCUUUUCACACAGAUGGGAGAGAUUGGCAAAGGCGGCUCGUGCAGAGUGUACUGCGUCAUGGCCGAGAACUACAAGACAUUCGCUCUGAAGCGUGUGAAGCUUGGCAAUUGCGAUGAAAACACGGUCCGCGGCUUCAAGGGCGAGAUUGACCUCCUGAAGAAGCUUACAGACGUAGAGCGAGUGGUGCGGCUUUACGAUUGGGAGAUGAAUGAGGAAAAACAAGAACUUGCUGUUCUUAUGGAAAAGGGCGAUACUGACUUCAAUCGAGUGCUUGCUCUGCAUCUCAACGGAGCCAGCGCGCGCUUCGAUAGCGUCUUCACGCGAUACCACUGGAAAGAGAUGCUUGAGUGUGUCCAAGCAGUGCAUGACUACGACAUCGUGCAUUCGGAUCUCAAACCAGCAAAUUUCCUCCUCGUUCAGGGCCGACUGAAGCUCAUCGACUUUGGAAUUGCAAACGCCAUCGACACAGACCACACGUGCAAUGUACACCGCGAUUUCAACGUGGGAACUCCGAAUUACAUGUCGCCCGAAAGUAUUACGGAUGCCAAUGCUGGUGCCGGCACGGACGAGAACGGGCGACCGCUGAUGAAAGACAUCCGCAUCGGCAAGUCUUCUGACGUGUGGAGUCUAGGAUGUAUCCUGUACCAAAUGGCCUACGGACGACCGCCCUUUGCGCAUAUACAAAAUCCGAUUCCCCGGGUGGUGGCAAUCACGAAUCCGAAACAUGUAAUCGAAUACCCGGAGACUGGAAUUGGCGGGGCGGUAAUUCCAUACUCCUUGAAGAGCACCUUGCGAUCUUGUCUCAACCGAGACGCUCAGAAGCGGCCAAGUGUGAAAGAGCUCCUGAGCGAUAGCGACAGCUUCUUGUACCCUGAUAACAUUGGGGACCAGGUGUUGAUGGAUGAAAAUCUGCUCAAACAAAUCAUCCACAAAGUUGUGGCACGAUGCAGAGAACGUGGGAUUCCGGGCGAUGAUGAGGUCGACGGAUACCCGAGAAGCUUCAUUGCUAGGAUAAAGCAUAUGCGGGAGACGCGAUGA